Molecule: messenger RNA, 3375 nt
Organism: Acytostelium subglobosum LB1
Lineage: Eukaryota; Evosea; Eumycetozoa; Acytosteliales; Acytosteliaceae
Exons: 8
Coding region: 1-3375 (1124 amino acids)
Biological process (GO): phospholipid translocation
Cellular component (GO): plasma membrane
Molecular function (GO): magnesium ion binding; ATP binding; ATPase-coupled intramembrane lipid carrier activity
Source: RefSeq, a predicted model, not a curated record
AUGACAGCAUCAACAAUGCUGGACAAUUUAAAGAAUAGGAUAUUGGGUAGAGUGUCAGCUGAACCGAGAAGGGUGGUAAUAGAUCAGUCGGCACCAAAGAUAAAGAGUAUACAUGUGGACAACUAUAUAAAGACGUCAAAGUAUACAAUCUUGACAUUCCUGCCAAAGAACUUGUACGAACAGUUCCGAAGGAUUGCCAACAUGUACUUCCUGCUCAUCGUCAUCCUCUCCUUCACGCCCAUCUCACCCAACAAGCCCGGUGGCAGUCUUGCCGGACUCUUCCUAGUCAUCGGCAUCAAUGCCAUCAAAGAGGCAAUCGAAGACUUUAGAAGAUAUCAAUCGGAUAAGGAGAUUAAUAACAGACCAGCAACAUUGAUUAAGGAUGGAGAGGAGUAUUGUGAGAAGUGGAAGAAUAUUAGAGUUGGUGAUAUUGUUGUCGUGAAGAAUGGUGAACAAUUCCCUGCCGAUCUGGUGUUGUUGUCCUCGUCGAAUGAUGUGUCACAGGGUAUGUGCUACAUUGAGACUGCCAACCUGGACGGUGAGAACAACCUCAAGACCAAGCAAGCGCUCAAGGAGACCGACUCACUACAGCGUACCAGCGACUUUGUCGACUUCCGCGCCAUGAUGGACUAUGAAGCUCCCGGUAUCUCACUCAAUCAAUUCAUUGGCAAGCUUACGAUCAACAACAUUGAGCAUCCACUCAGUCUUGAUCAACUACUUAUUCGCAGUACCAAACUGAUGAACACCAAGUGGAUAUAUGGUGUUGUGGUGUACACUGGACAUGAGACAAAGUACAUGUUGAACACAAUGGCAACACCUUCCAAGCGUAGUAGGAUGGAUCAAACAGUCAAUCAUAUUCUUAUCUGUGUGUUUAUAAUCGAAGCCAUACUAUGUUUGAUCAGUGCACUGAUCGGAUACCAUUACGAGAAAAAUGGACAGGACAUCUGGUACCUGAUGCCCAACCAGAACUACACGAUCAAUACUGUUGGCCGCUUCUUCACCUUCCUGGUGCUCUACGCCACCAUCGCCCCAUUCUCCAUGUACGUGUCGAUUGAGAUCGUUCGUGUGCUGCAGUUGGUGGCCAUCAGCCGAGACAAGAACAUGUACUACGCCGAGCUGGAUGCUUAUGCCAAGGCGCGCACGUCCAACCUCAAUGAGGAGCUGGGCCAGAUCGAAUACAUCUUCUCGGACAAGACUGGAACUUUGACUCGCAACCAGAUGGAGUUCAGACUGUGCAAUAUCAAUGGUGCCAUGUAUCACGGACACAAGUCCGAGGGUGGCUCACACUUGGAACAUUCCAUGAAAGCCAGCCAGCAGUCAACAGCGCUUGCCACCUCAGAGACUGCACUCAUUCAUGAUCAAGAUGGCAUCAGUCUCAAGAAGUUGUCAAUCGAUGACUCUGUCGCACCAAUGGGCUCUGGCUCUGGCGCUGAGACUGCAGGUGGAUCAGAGUAUGACAAGGUCGACAUGUCAAAGGCUGUAAACAUUGAGUUCUACAUUGCCAUGGCACUCUGUCACACUGUAGUCCCCGAUGCAUCCAGCGGAUCAGUCAAGUACUCUGCCACCUCACCCGAUGAGGCAGCACUCGUCGAAGAGUGUGCCAGUGCUGGUGUCAAGUUAAUUUCGAGGAACCAGGACAUCAUUGUGUUGGAGGUGUUGGGAGAGAGCAGGAGUUACAAGCUACUCAAUACACUAGAGUUCUCAAGUGAUCGCAAGAUCAUGUCUGUGAUCGUUGGCAACUACAACAACAAUGAUGAGAUCAUUCUUUACUGCAAGGGUGCUGACUCUACCAUCAUUGCCAACCUCAUUCAAUCAUUCGAUGCAAACUUACUCCAAGCCAACCAUAAUGCACUCCAUGAAUACUCAUCACAAGGUUUGAGAACAUUAUGUUAUGCCAAGCGUAUGAUAUCAGUUGAAGAGUAUAGACAGUGGAAUCAGGACUUCCAACAGGCACGCCUGUCAAUGGAGGAAAGAGAUCAUCGUGUAUCAGAGGUGGCCAUUAGGAUAGAGAAGAAUUUGGUAAUGAUGGGUGUAGUCGGUAUCGAGGACAAACUACAGGAUGGUGUUGAGGAUACCAUUGCCACAUUGCAGCGAGCGGACAUUAAGAUUUGGAUGCUCACUGGAGACAAGCAAGAGACAGCCAUUAACAUUGGAGUCUCGUGCAAGUUGAUUGGCAAUCAUCGUAUCCUCAUCCUCAACGAGCCCAACACCGAGGCACUCCUCGCCAAGAUGGGCCACUACAUCAAUGAGGUCAAGGCCGCACCAACCACAGCCGACGGACCUGAAAAGUUCGCUCUGGUCAUUGACGGCCAUACCCUGUCCCUUGCCAUCGACCAUGCCGUAGAGGAGGUGUUCUACAACCUGGCCAGUAUGGUCCACUCUGUGGUCUGCUGUCGUGUCACACCAUUCCAAAAGGCUGAGGUGGUGCGUAUUGUCCGCGACAGGACCAAGGGUGUCACCCUGGCAAUUGGCGACGGUGCCAACGAUGUCAGCAUGAUCCAGAGGGCACAUGUCGGAAUUGGUGUUAUUGGAUUUGAAGGACGUCAAGCUGUUCUCGCCAGUGACUAUGCCAUCGCUCAGUUCAGAUUCCUCGAGCAACUGGUCCUCGUACACGGACGCUACAACUACAAGAGACUUUCCACAUUGCUCUGCUUCUCAUUCUGGAAGAACAUCGCCACGGUGCUGAUGCAGCUGUGGUUCAACACUCACACUCAGUUCUCUGGCCAGACCUACGCCGAUGAUAUCAACAACAUCCUCAUCAACAUUAUCUUCACCUCAUUCCCAAUCAUUAUUUAUGCCGUCACCGAUAAGGACAUCAAUCCAUUAUAUGUUAUCAAGUACCCGAUAUUAUUCAAAGAGACCCAAGAGGGCAAGAAUUUCACAUGGAAGAUAUUUAUGUCUUGGAUGGUACAUGGAAUUUACUGUUCGUUGGUUAUCUAUUUCUUCAUGUCGAGCAUCUACAUCGAUGGCGCUAGCAGCUCCAGUGGCCUAAUUGGUGGCCUUUGGACCCAAGCUUGUGCCUCCUUCAUCGCACUCACCUUGAUGAUUCAGAUCAUGAUGAUCUUGGUCGUAAACCAUUGGAACAAAGCUCAACACUGGACUACUUGGGUAUCGAUCACUGUGUUUAUCAUUUUCCAGAUAGCAUACAGCUUUGCAGCCAAUAUGCUUGGACUGGGCUACUAUUACAUGGUGUUCAUCAACCUGCUCAAACAACCAACCUUCUACCUAUCACUCAUUCUCGUCAUUAUCGUCUGUCUAUUGCCAGUGAUCAUGAUUGUUCAUAUCAACAGGACGUUCUUCACGCAACCACUUCAUGUCGCCCAAGAGUUGGCAAGAAAGGAACGCGAUGGAUUCUUGGAGGAUGAUGAAGAGUAA